Messenger RNA from Chondrus crispus (carragheen), 5745 nucleotides. RefSeq lists its product as hypothetical. The coding region runs from base 1 to 5745 and encodes 1914 amino acids. The transcript is spliced from 5 exons. Gene Ontology annotation, molecular function: 3'-5' exonuclease activity. Lineage: Eukaryota; Rhodophyta; Florideophyceae; Gigartinales; Gigartinaceae. The record is from RefSeq and is a predicted model, not a curated record. Gene Ontology annotation, biological process: DNA replication.
AUGACGCUGACCCCAACGCUUCGUCGACCACGGCACGCAUUUCUUUCGCCUUCACCUGUGCUUCCCCGACGUCACGUUCCAUCACUGAUUCGGCUGUCACCCUAUCGCCCCGAGAAAUCUCGUCGAUUGCUCUGUGCCUGCUUGAAAAGCGCUCGCCCCGACACCGAUCCGGCGAGUCAAUACGUUCCGCUUCAUGUCCAUUCCGACUUCUCCCUUUUGGAUGGUGCCAGCCAAUUGCCAUCACUUGUCCAAAGGGCCGCCGAAUUGGGUGUUCCUGCAUUGGCACUCACGGACCAUGGUGUGCUUUACGGGGCAAUUCAGCUUGUUCGUACCUGCACCAAGGCUGGCGUCAAGCCUAUCAUUGGCAAUGAGAUGUACAUCAUCAACGAUACGUUUGAUGCCGAACCGUCGGAGGAAUUCGGAAAGCAGAAGGCACCUAAACGAUAUCAUUUGAUUGUUCUCGCCAAAAACACAAUUGGCUAUCGCAAUCUUGUUAAGCUUACGACGAUGGCGCAUCUUUCGGGAAAGCAUCGCGAAGGCCUUAUCGUGUCAAGCGCUUGUUUAGGAGGUGAGAUUCCGCAGGCCAUACUCAAUGACGAUAUAGAAUCAGCGGCUACAGUUGCGACUUGGUACAGGGAUGUAUUCGGAGAGGAUUUCUAUCUUGAAAUCCAGGACCAUGGGAGUGCAGAGGACAAGAAAGUGAAUCCGUGCAUGGUUGAACUUUCUCGAACUCUCGGUAUCAAGGUUAUCGCCACAAACGAUAGUCACUUUACCAACUGCCUUGACGCGGAAGCACAUGAUGCUCUGAUCUGCAUACAGACUGGUAAGCUUCUAACUGAUGAGAAUCGUCUACACUAUGCUGGCAAUGAAUACUUCAAAUCUGUCGAGGAGAUGCGAAAGUGUUUUACUGAUCACCUGCCGAGAGAAGCCAUUGACGAGGCUUUAUACAAUACCAUUCAUGUUGCGGAGAAGGUGGGUAAGUAUGACCUGUUUGGGGAAACGAGAAUCCCAGACUUCCCCAUUCCUGACGGAUUCGGAAAGUCACACAACAGCUAUUUGAAACUUGUGAGCCGUGAAAAUUUGAGAAGCAGAUUGGACGCUAGGGAAAAGGCUGGGCUGGUAGACCCCGAAGCCGAGCCGCAAUACUUUGAAAGACUCGAAUUUGAACUAAACAUGAUCUGCCAGAUGGGCUUCUCAUCCUACUUUUUGGUUGUGUGGGACUAUGUGAGACAUGCGAAAGAGCUCGGGAUCCCGGUCGGUCCAGGGCGUGGGUCUGCUGCUGGUUCUUUAGUAGCUUUUGCUUUGAGAAUCACAGAUGUCGACCCGAUUCCGUUCAAUUUACUGUUCGAGCGAUUUUUGAAUCCUGAGCGGAAGAGCAUGCCCGAUAUUGAUACGGAUUUUUCAGUCAGAGGAAGGGAAAAGAUCAUUGCUUAUGUCAGCGAUCGAUACGGGAAGGACCGAGUUGCCCAGAUUAUUACGUUUAAUCGGCUAACCAGCAAGGCAGUUUUGAAAGAUGUCGCCAGAGUACACAGCGUUCCGUACUCUGAAGCAGAUCGUCUAGCUAAGCUUAUUCCGGUUGUUCGGGGGAAACCUGCAACACUCUCCGCAAUGCUCUCUGACAAAACACCAAGUCGAGACUUUAGGCAAAUGGUUGAGCAAAACUCGAGUUACCAGACCUGGAUCGACAAGGCCAAGCGAAUUGAAGGUACAAAUAAAACCUACGGCAUUCAUGCUGCGGGCGUCGUCAUUUCAGCGUCUCCUUUGACUGAUAUCGUGCCGUUGAGUAGGGCAAAACAUGGUGAAAUGAUCACGCAGUAUGCGAUGGAAGAUGUCGAGGAUCUUGGUCUGUUGAAAAUGGAUUUUCUGGGGCUUAAGAACCUUACCGUGAUUGAAACAGCAUUGGAGUUCAUCAGAGAUGGAAGAGCGAAAUGUGGGAUUCAUGAAGAGCUAGACUUCUCCGUUGAUUCUCUCCCGCUUGACGACGAAAAGACGUACCGUCUUCUGGCGGAGGGUGAGCUGGAUGGAAUAUUUCAGUUAGAUGCCUCUGGUGGUAUGAGGGCGAUUGUGAGGGAGUUGCGCCCUUCUAGUCUGGAAGAUAUUUCAUCAAUACUUGCCCUGUACCGACCAGGUCCUCUUGACGCCGGCUUGAUCCCGAAGUUCAUCCGACGAAAACACGGAAUCGACCCGAUUGAGUAUGACCAUCCUCUGCUGGAACCAAUACUCUUGGAAACUUAUGGCAUCAUGGUGUACCAAGAACAGAUCAUGCGUAUAGCGCGGGACUUAGCGGGCUACAGUUUAGGCCAAGCAGACAUCCUGCGGCGAGCGAUGGGGAAGAAGAAGACAGCUGACAUGGAGAGGGAGCGUCCUAGAUUUGUGGAGGGCGCAAAGGAAAGAGGGCUCUCAGAAGAAAAGGCAAUCGAACUCUUUGACAUGAUGAUCAAAUUCGCGGAAUACUGUUUCAACAAAUCCCACUCAACUGCCUAUGCCUAUCUCACCUACCAAACCGCUUAUCUGAAGGCAAAUUAUCCGGUCGAGUAUUCGGCAGCCCUUUUGAGGUCGAACAUGAAUCAAUCUGACAAACUCGUCAGGUAUUUGGCUGAUGCGAACACAUCGGGCGUUCGCGUAGCUCCCCCGUGCGUGAAUAGGUCUGACUUGGGUUUCACGGUAGAUCGCAGCGAGACAAGUAGUGGAAUCGUCCUUUUUGGUCUAGAGGCCGUCAAAACUGUUGGAGGAUCAGUGGGCCAUGCACUGUUGGAAGAAAGAAACGCAAGGGGCACUUUUAUGAAUAUCAUUGAUCUUGUAGAACGGGUGAACCUGCGUGUUCUUAACAAGAGGGCUAUGGGUGCACUGAUCAAAGCAGGUGCCUUUGACAGCCUUCAUUCAAAUCGGAAAGUUCUGCUAGAUUCUCUUGACGGUAUUCUCGUCCUUCGGAGAAAGCUCAGAGAUCGGCAGAAGCGCCGACAGACAAAAGGCUUAUCCGACGAGGAAAUGGAAAAGGCAAAGGAGGCUGAUGUAUUGCUUUGGGAGGAAGCCGAGAUGCAACUAACUAGAGACAGCGAAAAGCGACUGGCUGGGGAGAAAAUCACGUUGGGGUUCUACGCUUCUGGGCAUCCUCUUUUCAACCUGCAAGAGAUUCAAAAUGCUUAUGAAUCAUCAAAGCCCGGUGGGAAUCAUUCGAUACCGGAUGGAAGUGAAGUUGCCAUUCUAUCGUGUGUGACUGAACUGAAAAGAAUCACGACGGCGAAAGGUAAGAAAAUGGCGAAGUGGGUGUCUGAGGAUUCCUCAGGACGACUAGCCACCGUCGUGUUCCCGGGGUCAUACGACAUCAUGGAACAGAUCAUUCAAGAUAGCUAUUGUGUCGAGACAGAAGGGUCGGCGCCAGAAGCACAAGCGGUCGGAGAUGGGCCCGUUGUCUCAAAGGCUUCCAUGGUCGUAGAAGAGGACGCCCGGGUCAUUGUUUGGGGAAAAAUUGAUCGCGAAUCAUCCGGAACUGCUCAGAUCAUUGUUGAUGACGUGCAAAGAGCAAACGGUGUUAAGGCAAUAGUAGCAACGGCGCCUUUCAGCAAGAUGAGGUCUCCCUUGACACAACUGCAAGUACUUCGACAAACAGCUGCAAAAUUACUUGAAGUUGAACUUUCGAAGCCGAGAUUCAGCUCAUAUGUAGAUGCCAACGGCGAACUCAGGAAGAGGCGUUGGUCAAAAGCUGUUCCUUUGAACAAGAAGAACCGGGUACCACUGGUGCUUGAGUGUGUUGAUGGCGAGGGGAAGGUUGUUUCACUGGCGAACGCAGGGAAUAGCCUCAGAUUUCCCCUUGACUGCGAAGAUUUGCUGCAGUCGCUUCGGUCAAGCACCGGUUUUGAAAUAGAGAUGAGAUCGUUUGGCGAAGAUCACAUCAAAAGGGACACCGAAGGUCGAGGCCAGAAUACCAGGCAAGCCCAAAAAGAUGAAACAGUAGAUUCCCACGCGGCAAAAUCAAGCCAAUCGGUUUCAGGUGGAACGAGUCGGAUCAGCAUUCCUUCCGCUGCAACCGAUGUCUCGCUUGACUUAGUCUCGGCGACGACAGACUCGAUGUCAGAGAUUUCGAAUCAGGUAGAAACUAUACCCGAGAUUUCACCAAGUCCAGCCUCAGAGAAGACUACAGUGGAUAUUAAUUCAGACGGGAAUGGUGACUCUGUUGCCGAAGUACUAGAAGAACCGCGACCAAAUGUAUCUGUGAUGGGCGUCAAUCUGACACCAGCUGAGCACGCGGAAUUCUUGACUGCGUCCAAGCACCUUCGGGAACGCAAAUUCGAGCAAACUCUAACGCCAGUCACUGCGACAAAUAGGCUAGAAGCGUCUUUGUUGGCCAGUACUCGUAUGGGGCGUCAUGCUCGUCGUGAUGCCAAGAGCCAACGCGCAUAUGCCCAGGCUGCUGUCCAACCUGACUUCAGACGAGAGCGAAUGAGCAAGCCGAUUGAAGGAGGGUCUAUUCAUGGGGGGCCGCUUGUCUCUUCAGCACUUCAAACUACGCUGAACCCCGUUAGUGCCUCCUUGGCGGGAGAUAGAGAUGAUAUCGCCUUGGAAAAGAAAGGGGACGAGACCGAACGUGAAAAGUUUCCUAGAAAUAACAACGUAACAGCUAAGGUUGCUGUGCGUUUCAUGGAAAGGUCUUUGUCGCUUCCGAGCACAUUGCGAAACACCUCUAACGGCAGCAAGUUCGAAAAUGGAGUAUCAGUGAAACUGCCUCAGACCCGGGCAAACGCAGAUCAUUUUCCUGAGACGGACAAAGUCGAUGCAAUGCUUUCAGCAUCCUUUGAGAAGAACACACAGGAUGGACUCGAGGUGUCGUAUGACAAGAUCGGUUUUCAUGGCCUACUGGAUGCCAUCGCUUUGGUCGCUGGGGAGACAGCAAGGACCAAAACUGGCUCCAAAUGUUCUGUUUGUGGCGUGAGCGGACUGGAUAUCACCAAGUUAAGUGAAACCGGUAUCUCAUUGAAGGUGUCAGGACAUAUUGGAUACACAAAAGGACAAAUUGUGUAUGUCUUGGUAGACGUACGAGAGACAAAACCGAGUGGGAAACGGAAAAGGGUAAGGUCAUUCGAUCAUGUUGUUUGCAUGCUGCAGGCAGAAACGGAGCUGGAGGCUGUCACCCUUAAAUCUAAAAAGUCUGUGAAGCGAGUAGGUAUCGCGAGACUGCGACUGGAAAAAUCAGCUACAGACGGAUGUACGGAAGUCCAUGCCGACGACCCACAAAAGAUAUCUUCAAGGGCGAGGAAGACGAUCGUCAAGAGCUCAAAUGCCGACUUCAUGGUGACAACGGUCUAUAAAGGCGGCGAGUUUCUCAAUCUGCAAGACGGAGGGCAGAUUCUUUCCAGCUUGUCCCGUGCAGCUCAGAUUUGUCUGAACAGAGCUUUACACCAAGAUGAUGGGUCCUUUGUUACGAGUUUAGAUGGCUUCGUGGUAGACGAUCCGAAGGUGUUGAGCAUGGGUGCCCAACCACUGGUGACUGGGGCCUCUCUCUCGAUCCGUGUCCAUUUAGAGGGCACCUGCUACGCAACGAGCAAAGUCCAAGCAGAGGCAUUGGUGAGAAUCAAUGACAAGGGGUCAACGUCCUGUCAAGCAAGUUUUAGGGUGCUUUCCCGGAAACACGAUCGUAUGCGCUCAGUUGGAGUGGUUGCAAAUGAAGACCCGCUGUUUGAUGGGGCGCAGAUAUCAGACUUCUUUCGCCUGCAUGCGGAAUCACGGUGCAAACCGCAGGCAUCCUAA